UUCAUAUAUGUAUGCCACGGAAUAUUAGUAUCCUGACGACCCGUUUCAACGAUCAGUUUGAUAGCAGCCGCUGAGGAGAUCAUAAAGCAAAUCUUCGUUCAAAAAGGAAGACAUCCUGCUAUCAGCCACCUUGUUUUCAAGUCCACGGUCCUCUGAAACUGUCGACGAGGGCUUUCUUCUGGCGCCGUGAUCCUGCGAAGACAGCAAACGCUAUUCACCAUCGCUGAUUCAAGUUGCAGAGCAUCGGGAGUUAUUUUUCGAUAUGCUUGCAGUGUUUUUGUUAUUAAUACCAGCGCUCUGGGGGGAUGAAACCGACGCUAGUGUUCUUGUAGCAGACAUGACAAUGUCCAGAAUGGUUGAAUUAAACCCUGACGCACCCUUUUGUACAUUGUACACCGAUCGUGGCGUUAUUCAGAGAAUGGUCCUUGGAGCCGAUCCGAAAAAAGUCCGACAAAUGUCAGCAAACCUCGUAGCAGACUUGGAGGAAACGUGUAAAGCUUCCCGUGAUAAGGGAAAGAAUCAGCCUCCAGGUGGUGGACUGAUCUAUCCAGGCACAAAAUGGUGUGGACCAGGCACUUUGGCAAAAUCGUACGACGAUCUUGGUCAUCAUGCAGCCGAAGACGCUUGCUGUAGAGAACACGAUCACUGUCCAAUCACAGUGUCGCCUAAGGAGUGCAUUAAUGGUAUAUGUAACAAUUCGCCAGUCACACGGUCUCACUGCGACUGCGAUGCCAAGUUCCGUAGAUGUUUGCAGAAGAUUAAUUCAGAAGUGGCGAACACUCUCGGUGCUCUUUUCUUCAACGUGAUACAAGUGACUUGCUUCAAGGAGAGGCGUCCGUGUUCGCAAUGGCAGAGAAAUGGUUACUCGGAAUCAGUAUCCAACCGGUUGUGCUCCCAGUACAAAUUCCGACCAAGCGACAAAUAUGUGCCGCUAAUGCCUUUGAACAUAAACUAGCUAUUGCGGAAACGCAAGAAGGAACCAAACGGACCAGACAACCUUUAAAGCGAUGCCAGUUAACAGAGUUUUAAUGAGCGGGAUUAUUGUACGCGCUUCAGUCGCGUUCCUCGUGCACCCCUUCUCUUUCUUUCAUGUUAAACCGAUUUGUCUGGGAAUCGAGCAACAAUCUUCUUUCACGGUUAUUCAUGAAUUUAUAUUGUUACAGGUCGCUGUUCCUCUUGGAAUGCCAUUUUUUUCUUGUUGACGUUUGCUCAAGGGAAGUUCUUCAUUACUCCGACCAAUUUUCCUACAACAUUCUCAGUUUUAAUUUUUAUAAAAGAGUAAGAAUCUCUUUCGAAAUUUUACUUCUUAACUAAAUCGAUAUCAUUUUAGCUUACUUAAUAGAAACUACAAAAAUUUUUGAUAAUAAGAAGCUAAAUUAGAAGGUAAUGAAAGGAAUCCAUAGGCUCACAUUGGCCAGGAGAAACGGCUAUGCAAAUGUUAACACCUGUCGUCCUUGUAGCUCGGUUUGCAGUGUGUGCGAGGUUAACGUGUGUUCCCACGAAAAUUUAUUUUAUCUUUUGUUUCGCGAUUAUAAAAUGAAGCGCGCGAAGAAAAAGUUGUGCAAUAUUUAGAAAGCCGUUGAAAAAAAAAUUGACACGAAAUUUGAAAAAAAAAAAAAAAGACUAAAUGCAUCGUAUUACAAUUAAAUCGAAUUUAUAUUACUAACGAAACAAUGUACAACUCUACUGCUCAAUAUUACUCUUUUAACGUUUUUGCAGCUUUAAAGGUAACAGUUUAGGUGACAACCUUCAUAAAAAGUGAAAGCGAAAGCGAAAGUUAUUAAUCAUAGUACAAAAUCGAGGGAAAUCUGCUUUUUUGGUAAAUUUAAAUUAAAGAUUAGAGAAGAAAAAUAAUUAUUGAAAAAUUAUUGCUUGAUUAAAUGCGAUAAAGGAAGGUUUUGCCGAAACAAGGUUCGGGUCUCUUGCAUAUCAUUUACCGCCAUUACUGUCGCUCAAAUGCAUGCAACUGCAUGAGAAAGUGUGGCAUCAGUUCUUUCCUAGAUUACGAUUUUCCAUCUAGUUGAUGCGGAAGUAAUUGAAAAAAAAUUUAUUGAAAAUGUCACAAUUUAUUGCAUAUCACUUCCGCCAAAAUGGCGCCACGAAUAAAAAUUCCAGGAAAAUAUUAUUUGAAGUAUGUUACAUUCGUUUCUGAAAUAAGAAAUCGUUAUUGUUGCUACUGUAUCAACUGGAUGGGUUCACAGCGUACCAAUGAAUUCCAUAUUUACGAUUUUUCUAUCCUCUUUGACAGUUUAGAUUUUGCAUUUAACAAAUCUCUAUUUGAUUCAAGAUAUUUUUAAGGUCGUUUGUGUAUCUUACGAAAGAUAAUAUUAACAUUGGAAUUCAUGGAAGAUUAGUCUCGAACUGCUCAAAAUAAUUUGAAGAACACUUUCAUCUCUUGGCUUCACUUAAUAUUUUACUCCAAAAAGGAAAGAAUACGAAUUAUUUUGAGCAGCAUUUGAAAAAAGGAGAAAGAAACAGAAUGACAACGACCCUGCACAAUCUUUACUGUGAUUGAAAUUAUACAGACAUAAACAUAUUGUACAGUUUUACUUGUAUAGAGGUAUGUUAUAAGCAACCGUCCAUUAUUUGUGGUUACUCGUGCCCAAAUAAUCGAUGAGACCUGGAGAGAACCGGAAGUUUUCGCUGGACGAUCAAAAAUUAUCCGGACUUUGUAAAUAUUUCGAGAAGGUCAGCCGGGAAAGCGUGCAAUCGAUUGAGCGUAUUAUAUUGAUGUCAUAUUGAGAAUACUUCGGUGACAUUUCAUUUCCUGAAGACCUUCGAUUGACUAACGGUACGGUAGAAUCUACAAAUUCGAAGCAAAGUAAAAUAAAACUUGAAACAUGUCAAUUCCAAAGAUGAAUAGUUAAAUUGAUACAGUUAAAUUGUUAAAUCUUGUUCUUAUUAUAUUAUUCUUACAAAUAGAAAGCUAAGUUUUGCAACAUUCAAUAUUAAAUCAAUAACUUUCAUAUUAAUAGCAGUAUUAAUAAAUUUCAUAAUUAGAAUUGAUGGUUCAAGUUACUAUUUUAAAGCAUUUAAUAAUAAAAAAAUCAGUUUGUUCAUGGAAAAUAAAAUAUUCAUAAAAUAGACAUAAUAUUUAGUGAAUGAAACAAACUUCUAUUUGUUAUUUCUUUACUUGUCUUUCUUUAAAAAUACACAUUCGUCAAAAUGUCCAAACCCAGUUAUGGAUUGAUUGUACCAUUUGAGAAGAAUUUUGUCAUCUGAAAUUUAUUUUUGAACAAACUGAAUUUUCGAGAUUAAACUGUACCGGUGAAUGUGAGAUGGAUAUGUAUGGAGUAGUUUUAAUUAGUAAGUACAAUUUUUAAUUAGUUUUUAAUUAGUACGUAUAAUAUCACGAUAUAUUAGUUUUUAAUCUGUGCACACAAUAAUUGCUUAUAUUACAUUACUUAUAUAUACAUAUUAUAUCUCCCAAAGAAUACGUAUAUUACAUAUCAUAAAGGAAAUAAUAUUAAUUUUGCACGAUGCUCUAUAAUUAUAUUUAUCUUGGAAAUCUUGCAAAACUUUGAAUGGCACUAUAUAAUUAUAUACUUUCAUAAGUUAUCGAAAACUAGUUUAAGAUAUAUUUGAGAUGUUAUAAACUGCAUCUGUAUUGAUUUGAGUUAAAUCAAAGACCAAGAAUAUUGUGAAAAAUAAACAACUACCUCUUUA
Messenger RNA from Frieseomelitta varia, 3666 nucleotides. RefSeq names its product phospholipase A2 isozymes PA3A/PA3B/PA5. The coding region runs from base 263 to 955 and encodes 230 amino acids. Lineage: Eukaryota; Metazoa; Arthropoda; Insecta; Hymenoptera; Apidae. The record is from RefSeq and is a predicted model, not a curated record. The transcript is spliced from 4 exons. Gene Ontology annotation, biological process: arachidonate secretion; phospholipid metabolic process.